CGGUGGGCGGGCCCAGGCCGGGCGGGGCCGGUGGGCGCGGCGCCACGGCUCCUGGCUCCGAGGAGACGGCGGGCGGCACUAGGGGGAGCUGCUGGCGACGCCGCCGCGCCGGCCCCCCACGCCCGCGGCCCCGAGCGCCGCCUCCCCAGCCCGCGCCGCCGCGAUGGCGGAGGACAGCGAGUCUGCGGCCAGCCAGCAGAGCCUGGAGCUGGACGACCAGGACACGUGCGGGAUAGACGGGGACAAUGAGGAGGAGACGGAGCACGCCAAAGGAAGUCCCGGAGCAGACUUGGGUGCCAAAAAGAAAAAGAAGAAGCAGAAGCGAAAAAAGGAGAAACCAAAUUCCGGAGGCACCAAGUCAGACUCGGCAUCUGAUUCCCAGGAGAUUAAAAUCCAGCAGCCUUCAAAAAAUCCCACCAUUCCAAUGCAGAAGUUGCAGGAUAUCCAGAGAGCAAUGGAGCUGUUGUCCGCAUGCCAGGGCCCCGCCAGGAACAUUGAUGAGGCUGCCAAACACAGAUACCAGUUUUGGGACACCCAGCCGGUACCCAAAUUAAAUGAAGUGAUAACCUCGCACGGUGCCAUCGAAGCGGAUAAGGACAACGUGCGUCGGGAGCCGUAUUCCCUGCCGCAGGGUUUCAUGUGGGACACUUUAGAUCUGGGUAAUGCCGACGUGCUCAAGGAGUUGUACACGCUGUUAAAUGAGAAUUACGUGGAAGACGAGGAGAGCAUGUUCCGGUUCGACUACUCGCCCGAGUUCCUGCUCUGGGCUCUGCGUCCCCCAGGCUGGCUCCUUCAGUGGCACUGUGGGGUCAGAGUGUCUUCGAACAAAAAGCUAGUGGGGUUCAUCAGUGCCAUCCCGGCAAACAUUCGGAUUUAUGACAGUGUGAAGAAGAUGGUAGAAAUCAACUUUCUUUGUGUUCAUAAGAAAUUGAGAUCAAAGCGGGUAGCCCCAGUGUUAAUUCGAGAAAUAACCAGAAGAGUAAACCUGGAAGGUAUUUUUCAGGCCGUUUAUACCGCUGGAGUGGUUCUUCCCAAGCCAGUGGCCACAUGCAGAUACUGGCAUCGAUCGCUAAACCCCAGAAAAUUGGUAGAAGUGAAAUUUUCUCACUUGAGUAGAAAUAUGACUUUACAGAGAACAAUGAAGCUCUACAGACUUCCGGAUGCCACCAAGACUUCAGGCUUGAGGCCAAUGGAACCGAGAGACAUCAAGGCGGUUCGCGACUUAACCAACACUUACCUGAAGCAGUUUCAUCUCGCCCCGGUGAUGGAUGAAGAGGACAUAGCUCACUGGUUCCUCCCCCAGGAGCACAUUAUCGACACGUUUGUAGUGGAGAACUCCAGUGGUAAACUAACUGACUUCCUGAGCUUCUACACACUCCCCUCCACAGUCAUGCACCACCCUGCUCACAAGAGCCUCAAAGCUGCCUACUCCUUCUACAACAUUCACACCGAGACGCCCCUGCUGGACCUCAUGAGUGACGCACUCAUUAUAGCCAAGCUGAAAGGAUUUGAUGUAUUCAAUGCACUAGAUUUGAUGGAAAAUAAGACCUUCUUGGAAAAACUCAAGUUUGGCAUAGGAGAUGGCAAUUUGCAGUAUUAUCUGUACAAUUGGAGAUGUCCAGGAACAGAUUCUGAAAAGGUAAGUGAAGUUGACACACCCUUUAUAAACUUCAUACAUUUACCUAGGAAAUCCCAUACUUGCUUCCCUUAGGAUUGGUAAGGUGUUUUUUAGUAGCUUUUAAAACAUACAGAUCUGUUACACUAUAAUUUAUUUUUUCUUGCUUACCUGUUGUGUUUCUUCCCUCCCUAGGUUGGACUAGUAUUACAAUAGAUGGAUAUUUCUAUUUCUAGAACUCUGGCAUCAUCAUUUGUUAAUAUUCUAUUUAAUGAUUCCUGGAACUGCCAUUCCAAAGAAGAAUAAAAUAAAAGCACAACUUCGGCAAAAUCGAUGUCGUCGGUAACAAUCAGAAAAGAUGAAAAAACACCCAUACGUGACCAAUAGUACAUCUUUCUAGCUAGAAUGUUAACAUUCUUUUUUUCCACUGUUCACCUAUUUGUAGGAGGGAUGAAAGGGUACAAAGAGCACAUUCCUCGAAUUUUCAGACUUUUGGCUGUCUCCUGAUGAAGAGAAGGGAUUUUUCCUCUCUGUAGAAAAGGGACUGUUUUUCUAGGGACUGAACAGAAGUCACAGAAUUGUGUAAGCACAUCUUUGCUGUUGUGUGGAGACGAACUGCUGCAUUUCUUUGAUUAAGUGUUGGUCUGUUUGUCCAUGUAACAGAAUGAAGGAUCCGUCCGGCAAAUCGGUACUUCCCCACCUUGCACAGUGUGAUUGACAGCGUUUAUGGAACCGGGACGUGUGUAACUCAGUGAGGAGUGGGGGGUGUCUAAGUAUACAGUGAGAUCAAAAUGUACCGGGGACUAGUAAGUACAUUUAUUUCUCCAGGAGCAGAGGCGCCAAAUAAGUAAACACAUAGAUUUGUACUUUGAUCUUCAACAGGUCAGUGGAUUGGUUUCAGAAGCAAAGUUUUGUGCAAACACGGUCUCUGUGAGUCUACACCCAUGGCUGACUAGACUUUGCUGCUGCUGCACAUACUCGCUUCUUCUCGGCAGCAACAAGAGAUGUGAGGCAAAGAAAAUAAAAGCUCUAAAGCCAAAAGAAAUGCUCAGUGGAAUUUAUUAGUGCUAUCAGGACAUUGAUAGUUUGAAUGUUUUUAUUACUUAUGCAAAAUUGCACAUGUUCCUUUAUGCUGACUUUAAUUUAUCAUGAAAGCUGUCAUGCUAAUGGAAAAUGUUAUUUGUAAAUAAGUGUUCAUAAUUUUGUUACUGAUGGUGUUUUUAUCUAGAAUUUGAAAACCAGUUUUCUCAGUGUACAUAUCUACGUGCAUAUUAACUGCCAGUAGUCCAGGAGGGGGAAAACGUGAACGAGGCCACGUGGAAACUGGCUUUGGCUCAAAUACCACAAAGUAGAUAUACUUGUUCCUGCCUUUACUGUACCAGUGCCUAGGCUCUUCAGUCCAGAAAAAUUGCAUUUUCGACAAUAUGACAGUCUUUAUGUUGUAAGUGGUCAGAUGAAACUGGUCAUACCUUAUACCAGGCAGGACCUAGCAAACUAUGGCCCAUGAGCCAAAUCCAGCCCAUCACCUUUUUGUACAGCCCGUGAGCUAAGAAUGGUUUUUACAUGUUUGAAUGGUUCCGGGGGUGGGGGUGGGG
Messenger RNA from Panthera uncia (snow leopard), 3210 nucleotides. RefSeq names its product N-myristoyltransferase 2 (gene NMT2). Gene Ontology annotation, cellular component: cytoplasm. Gene Ontology annotation, molecular function: glycylpeptide N-tetradecanoyltransferase activity. The record is from RefSeq and is a predicted model, not a curated record. NCBI's taxonomy places the organism in Eukaryota, Metazoa, Chordata, Mammalia, Carnivora, Felidae. Bases 164 to 1711 code for a protein of 515 amino acids. The transcript is spliced from 11 exons. Gene Ontology annotation, biological process: N-terminal peptidyl-glycine N-myristoylation.